AUGCCUCCUCGUCGCCGUGGCGGGGCAUCUGCCCCCGAUGCUCAGCGGACGCUCUCCUUCGGCGCCCAGUCCCGCGUCAGCAAGCCUACGACAGCAGCCCAGAAAGCAAAGAACCUCGACUCCGUCAAGGCGACCUCUGCGAUCCCCGAGCUCCAGAAACUCCCCGAGGCUCCAGCCGAGCCGUCGCAGCCUCUUGUCACAGAGCUCGCGGUACGACAGCAGGCCGCCAAAGCGAUCCAGGAACCUCGAUCGGAAGAAGACAAGCGAGCUCUGAAGCUGCGCAAGCAGGACCUCCAGCGCUACUGGAAGAAAGAGGAGCAGAACAGAAAAGCGCCUCGAGUGCAUCAGCAGGGUCUCGACCUAGAUGAGCAGAUCCUCCGGCAUUUUGACCUUUCCAGCCAAUAUGGGCCCUGUAUUGGUAUCACCCGACUCAAGCGCUGGAGACGCGCGCAUAGGCUGAACCUCAGCCCGCCCAUCGAAGUCCUUGCCGUCCUUCUCAAAGACGAGGACCAUGUCAAGGAACGGGCGCAUAUGGAUGAGCUGCUGUCGUGA
Messenger RNA from Penicillium lagena, 552 nucleotides. Its product is annotated as putative DNA polymerase delta subunit 4. NCBI's taxonomy places the organism in Eukaryota, Fungi, Ascomycota, Eurotiomycetes, Eurotiales, Aspergillaceae. Gene Ontology annotation, cellular component: delta DNA polymerase complex. Bases 1 to 552 code for a protein of 183 amino acids. Gene Ontology annotation, biological process: DNA-templated DNA replication; DNA synthesis involved in DNA repair. The record is from RefSeq and is a predicted model, not a curated record. Gene Ontology annotation, molecular function: DNA-directed DNA polymerase activity. The transcript has 3 exons.